Molecule: messenger RNA, 1083 nt
Organism: Hirsutella rhossiliensis
Lineage: Eukaryota; Fungi; Ascomycota; Sordariomycetes; Hypocreales; Ophiocordycipitaceae
Product: mitochondrial carrier protein
Exons: 3
Coding region: 1-1083 (360 amino acids)
Biological process (GO): mitochondrial phosphate ion transmembrane transport
Cellular component (GO): mitochondrial inner membrane
Molecular function (GO): phosphate transmembrane transporter activity
Source: RefSeq, a predicted model, not a curated record
AUGGCCGCCGCCGGAGCCCGGCCGACGCCGUACCAGGCACGGCCUGAGCUGUACGGCGCCUUUUCCGCCGUCGACGACGCCAAGGGCAAGGCCAACAAGCUCGGCAACGAGGCCGCCAGGGAGUUUGAAAAGGCGAGCGCCGCCGCCCAGGCCAAGACGGGCAAGAUGGAGCUCUACUCGGGCAAGUUCUACGCCGCCUGCACCGUGGGCGGCCUCAUGGCUUGCGGUCUCACGCACACGGCCGUGACGCCGCUCGACCUGGUCAAGACGCGCCGGCAGGUCGACCCGAAGCUGUACACGAGCAACUUCCAGGCGUGGGGCCGCAUCUACCGCGCCGAGGGCCUCCGCGGCAUCUUCACGGGCUGGAGCCCGACGCUCUUCGGCUACAGCGCGCAGGGGGCCUUCAAGUACGGCUGGUACGAGUACUUCAAGAAGACGUACUCGGACAUGGCCGGGCCCGAGGCGGCGGCCAAGUACAAGACGGGCCUGUACCUGGCGGCGUCGGCGUCGGCCGAGUUCCUGGCCGACGUGGCGCUGUGCCCGUUCGAGGCCGUCAAGGUGCGGAUGCAGGGCAGCAUGCCCAACCCGUACGCCGGCACCGUGGCCGGCAUCCGGGCCGUCACGGCCAAGGAGGGCUGGGCCGGCCUAUACAAGGGCAUCUACCCGCUGUGGGGCCGGCAGAUCCCCUACACCAUGAUGAAGUUUGCCUCGUUCGAGACCAUUGUCGAGAUGAUGUACCGGCGCCUGCCGGGGGAGAAGAAGGACUACGGCAAGGCGGCGCAGACGGGCGUCUCGUUUACGGGCGGCUACCUGGCGGGCAUCCUGUGCGCCAUUGUGUCGCACCCGGCCGACGUCAUGGUCAGCAAGCUCAAUGCGAGCCGCGAGCCUGGCGAGGCGUUUGGCGGUGCCAUGGGGCGCAUCUACCGCGACAUUGGCUUCGCGGGGCUGUGGAACGGCCUGCCGGUGCGCAUUGUCAUGAUUGGCACCCUGACGGGGUUGCAGUGGAUGAUUUAUGACUACUUCAAAAUCUUCAUGGGCCUGCCGACGACCGGAGGUCCGCCUCCUCCGACCGAGAAGAAGUGA